Phoenix dactylifera (date palm) is the source of this 1319-nucleotide messenger RNA. RefSeq lists its product as uncharacterized. The record is from RefSeq and is a predicted model, not a curated record. NCBI's taxonomy places the organism in Eukaryota, Viridiplantae, Streptophyta, Magnoliopsida, Arecales, Arecaceae.
AGCGGGGAGUGGGAAAAGGCCAAAAUUUUGCCCUAGCCCAAGAAAGGAAGCAUCCAGGAGAACCCCAAAGAAAUAAUUAAUACAUAAGCCAACAGAACCCGAAACCGCACCUCAGACAGUCCAACGAGUACCACUUUGGACCUUCCCACCGGAGAGCUCCCGGAAUUGCGCUCCCUCCGCCACCCGCAUCCAUCCAAACCCCACCGAAUUCCGAGCCCUCUCUUCGAGAUCCCUGACCGGACAUCGGAGCCCUCGAGCUCGCUCUUCCUCCUCCUCCCUUCGCCGGGGCCGGCGAGAAGGCGAUGGUCUGAUCCCCCUCCCUCACGAUCCGGAGGACAGACGACACAAGGGAAGCGAUUGCGAUGGGCUGCGCUGGAUCCACCCAGAGCAAAGACGAAGAGAAUACUACCAGAAAACUCCAAAAGCCAAAACCGUGGAAGCAUACUCAACCAAUAACCAGGACUCAGCUUAUACAGAUGCGUGAUGAAUUUUGGGAUACAGCCCCUCAUUACGGUGGCCAGAAAGAGAUUUGGGAUGCACUCCGAGCUGCAGCAGAAGCUGAUUUAACCCUUGCACAAGCAAUAGUGGACAGUGCUGGUAUAAUUGUUUCAAAUGCUGACAUGACUCUUUGUUAUGAUGAAAGAGGUGCUAAAUAUGAAUUGCCCAAGUAUGUUUUAAGCGAGCCGACAAAUUUGAUUCGGGAUAGUUGACCGAAGUGGGGAUCUCAAGCAUGAAUAAGUCAUCAUUGUAAAUCAUGUAAAUGACUCACCCUCCUCGUAUCUUUACUGAAAGUCCAGUUUGAGCUUCUGCUCAGAACUUCAAACUUGAACCAUUUUCAUCUCAAGCUUCUAUCUGUAGCUGGAGCUCACUUGAUAAUCAACAGAAUACAAGCGUACCUCGUGUAGUGGUCCAUUCAUCUAUUUUUGAAAAGAUGUGCUUUCUGGCUUAUGUGUACAUGCUAAAAGGAUGCAGUUGUUGAAAAAUUAUUCUUUCUGCCCAUGGAAGACAGAGCUCAGAAUGGAUGGAGCGAUUUGAUAGAUAGAACUCAAGCGCAAUAUAUUCUUUAUAUAAAUCGGCAUUUCUGCAAGUAUAUCCUUCAAAGAUGCCAAGCGUUAAUGGGAUCUGAAGUUUCUAAAUGAAUUGCAUUGUUGUUCUGGCCUUUUGAAGGCAUUCCUGGAGUAUGAUCAAGGCAAGUAUGGAUCAAUUACCAAAAGAACUGCCAGAAAUAGUUUUUGUCGAUUAAACUUUUUGCAUGACCUUUGGACUUGUGGUUACAUUCCCAAGAGACACCAUGGUAGCAAUGGCUUCAGUUUUCUAAA